Molecule: messenger RNA, 3138 nt
Organism: Acyrthosiphon pisum (pea aphid)
Lineage: Eukaryota; Metazoa; Arthropoda; Insecta; Hemiptera; Aphididae
Gene: Septin2
Product: septin 2
Exons: 9
Coding region: 201-1472 (423 amino acids)
Molecular function (GO): GTP binding
Source: RefSeq, a predicted model, not a curated record
CGCUAUCAAGACGGUAUUUGGCGAUAAAAAAAAAAAAAGUAAAAAAUAACAUUUAAAACAGUAAACAUCGCUUUGUACGAAUUAUAAAUUUAAUUAAUAGGCGUUGGCGAAGAAAUACCUUCAACAAGUAGCUAGAACCGCGUCGUCGCGGCAGCAUACGUUGAUAGUUUGAGGCGGACACUCGUCGUUUCUUCGAGAUCAUGGCCGCAGUGAUGAACAGACCGAAAGUGGACGAGACCAGCAAGCCGACAAUGCGCACCCUUAGUCUGAACGGACAUGUAGGGUUCGACAGCAUGCCCGACCAGCUAACACACAAAUCUGCUCAAAACGGCUUCGUGUUCAACAUACUGUGCAUUGGCGAAACGGGUCUGGGAAAAUCCACGCUUAUGGACUCGCUGUUUAACACCAAUUUUGAAUCCACCCCGUCUACACACAAUUUGCCAAAUGUGAAACUCAAGGCUCACACUUAUGAGUUACAAGAGAGCAAUGUUCAACUUAAGUUGACGCUUGUCGAGACAGUUGGUUAUGGUGAUCAAAUAAAUAAAGAAGAUAGUUUCAAAUCUAUUGUAGACUACAUUGAUACACAAUUUGAAUAUUAUUUACAAGAAGAACUGAAAGUAAAGCGUUUGCUGUCAACAUAUCACGACACGAGAGUUCAUACCUGUUUAUAUUUCAUCUGUCCUACUGGACAUGGAUUAAAAUCAAUUGAUUUAGUAUGUAUGAAAAAACUUGAUACCAAGGUAAAUGUGAUUCCAAUAAUUGCCAAAGCAGAUACUAUCUCUAAGUCUGAAUUACAAAAGUUUAAGACAAAAAUAAUCACUGAAUUGCGGUCAAAUGGUGUAGAAAUCUAUGAGUGUCCAACUGAAGAUGAGACUGUAGCUGAUGUCAACUCUAAUAUGAAUUCUCAUGUACCAUUUGCUGUUGUUGGAAGCACAGAUUUUGCCAAAGUUGCAAACAAAAUGGUGCGCGCUCGUCAGUAUCCAUGGGGAACAGUUCAAGUUGAAAAUGAAUCACAUUGUGAUUUUGUUAAACUAAGAGAGAUGUUAAUUAGAACUAAUAUGGAAGAUUUGCGAGAAAAAACUCACGACAAACACUAUGAGUUAUACCGAAAAAUGCGCUUGGAACAAAUGGGCUUUAGUGAUGUGGACAACGAAAAUAAGCCACUAAGCUUUCAGGAAUCUUUUGAAGCAAAGCGUAGUCAUCAUUUACAAGAGCUACAGAACCGUGAAGAUGAAAUGAGACAGAUGUUUGUUGUCAGAGUAAAAGAAAAAGAAGCAGAAUUGAAAGAAGCUGAAAAAGAGUUACAUGCCAAAUUUGAUAAACUUAAACGUGAUCAAGAUGACCAGAAGAAGAGGUUGGAAGAACAGAGAAGAAAGUAUGAAGAUGAUCUUAUGGAGUUCAGCAAAAGGAAGCAGCAGUAUUCUAACAUGGGACAUCAUACUCUCACUUUAGGAAAGAGUAAAAAGAAAUAAAUAUUCUCAAGACGAAUAUGGUAAACUAUUAUUAUUUUAACUUUAUGAAAUGAUCAUAUAUAUUAUCAUAAAUUAUUUUACUUUUAUUUACUAGACUAAUACAUUUAUUAAUUUAUCUAUUCUAUUAAUAGAUACUGAUUAAUGAAUUUAUACUUACUAUUUUGUGUGAGAUUAAUCAAUCAAUGUGAUUAAUAAAUAAAUUGUAGAUUACAUUUUUAACAUACCAAUAGUAUAAAAUUUAAUGUAUGCAUAAAAAACAAAACUAUUUUAUAGUUAUUACUAUUUGCUACAAUAAUGUUUAAUCACAAAAAGUACCUAUAUAAUAUUGUUACAUGCUAUUAUUGUAUCCAAUUCUUAAUAUAUGAUAAUUCCUUUAUUUAAAUAUAAAUAGGGUUUAUCGGACAUAAACCUCCCCAUGGCUAUAUCUAAUUAUUUUUAUACUCCUUUAUUUGUUAUUAUUUUUACCUUUAUAAAAAUAAAUCAAAAUCCAUAGUUAAUAAUUUAUAUGAAAUUAUAUUUUUUUGUCUUAUGAUAAAAAAUAUAGUGGACAUAACAAUUACUUUUGUUUGUGCCAAAUUUUAAAUGAAUUGAAAUAAAAACAGUACAUGUUUGUCUUCCUAAAUAUUUUUUCUCUAUAAAUUACAAAAUAGUUUUACAUAAAAUAAGUUUUAUUUCCAUUUUUUUUUUUUAUUUUGUAAUUGAUUUUUUUUAAGGUUGUGUUUUGAUUUUUAUGUGCACAUUUUUUUCAUUCAAUGUUUGUGUUAAUUGCUGUAUUGUUUGGUUGGAAAAAGUAAGAUUAUAAUUGUGUAAUUUGGUUUUAAAAUAAUUUUUUACGUUUAUAUAUGUACUUAGCAGAUAAAAUAUUAAAUUUUAUUACCAUGGUUGAAAUAUACAAGGUUAUUGCAUAUAUACCUCUUCUUAAUCAAAUAUUUUAUGAUAAAAACAAAAAUGGCAGCGUAAAGGGAGCCAAUAAUAAUCAAGUAUGUAUGCGCGGAAUUUUAAAUUUGUUAGCUUAUGUCAGCGUAUUUUUGAUGAUAAGAAAAAUUGAUUUUUGUGAUAUCCCUUUACGCAGCCAUUUUGUUACUGAUGAUAAAAUCCGAUGAGCAAUAACCUGUAUAUUUCAACUAUGGUUAUUAUCAAAUCUUAAAGUUUCGAAUGGUCUAAUAUUUGCAUUUAUGUACAUGGUAAUUGGUAUUUUGAAUAUGAAAUAUUUUAUUCAUCUUAAUACCAAUGAACUAUUUAUUCUCAGCGGUUUAUUUAGAAUGAUACAUUUUGUGUUUUAUAAAUUUGUAGUCCUUAUUUUACUUAAUAAUAUUAUGUACUUGACCUUUCAUUUUUGUCCUAUUUCAUAUAAAAAUAUUGUAUAUUUAUUAAAAUUUGUAUUUGGGUUAUGUAUAGAUUUUUUCUGGUGUGACCUUGAUAAACAUUUUUACAAAAACAACAAUAUCUAGACCAUUUACUGUUCUCGUUACGAAACCGUGUAAAUUAACUACUAUCAGCUUUCAGAUUAUAUGCUUCAAUUAAUUUGUAAACAAAUACUGUGACUAACUUAUGUGUUCUAAACUGAUUUAGAUAUUUAGAUAUGCAAUUCGAUGGAUGUUGUUAUAUCAUCAAUGUGUGUAAUCUGUAAACAGUAAUAAGAUUAAAUUAUGAAGGGUUAAGUUUA